GUUAGAGAGAGGGACGGGCAAGAGCUCCACAUUCUGCCCUUUUGGACCCUAAUCUACGCGAGCCUCUGCAGUGAGAGUAGCAGAACGUGAAUUCCUCGCUGUCAUUUUCAACAAAAAGACAAUGAUGUUGCCAAGUGUUAUUGCGCCACCUGCUAUGUACCCGAACUUUCUGCGGCCCUCGGCGGCUUUUUCCUUGCCUCCCACUUUACAGUCAGCGUUCAGAACGCAAUCGAGUUUCCUGGUGGAGGACCUGUUGAGGAUCAGCAAACCUGCCUCCUUCAUGCACAGGAGCAUCCCGUCCCAAAGCGCAUCUCCUCCGGGCACAGCUCUAAACAACUCCUUCGCAGUCCACGUCGCCAUGUCUACGUCUUUGUCAAAAAGAUCAAGCUCUCCACAAACAUCAAUUUCAAACGAUCCAAAUUACUUGAAGUUCGGAGUGAAUGCGAUUCUCGCGUCAACAACCCGAAAAGCUUCACCACCACCUUCAGUGCAAGGGAUGAAUGCGAAAACAUUUCCGUUUCCAUGCUUUGACGCCUUAUUCCACCCAUUCAUCAGAGCAUCAUAUUUCUCAGCAUCGUCUUCAGCAGUGCCUAUUCCCGGAACUUUCGUAUGGCCCCUCACAGCUCGAGGGAAACCGAGGAGAGGAAUGCUUCGACGGGCCGUCUUCUCUGACGUGCAACGAAAAGCGUUAGAAAAGAUGUUUCAGAAACAAAAGUACAUCAGCAAACCAGAUAGAAAGAAACUGGCGACGAAGCUUGGCCUUAAAGACUCACAGGUAAAAAUUUGGUUCCAAAAUCGAAGAAUGAAAUGGCGCAAUUCUAAAGAAAGAGAGCUUCUGUCGUCAGGAGGUUGCAGGGAACAAACAUUGCCGACGAAAAUGAACCCCAACCCUGACCUGAGCGACGUUGGAAAAAAGUUUGAAACUGACGAUGCGGUCCUGAGAGAAAGCCCGCGCCCGCCUUUCUGUCAGCCGCGCGGAGAUCACGAGUUCAACGUAGAUUUACGUUUCACUUCGCCUGUCAUCUCAAGCAAUCACUCAGACUUCUCAGAAUCAGAGGACGAGGAAAUAACCGUGUCAUAAUCAUCAAUCAGAUUGUGUAAUUUCCGAUGAAUAAUGUUUAUGCACAAAACUGUAGAAAAGUGUUGUUGUUUGACACGGUAGCUGUGUGAACUUUAAUAGGAAAUCUUUCAGUUGAAGAGAGAACGUCGCAACGGCUGCGUUUUUGGCAGCUUGUAUAGUGUUUUGUAUGAAUAAUUUGUAUAGAAUUUUUAUACCAAGAUUAUUAUAAUCUUUCUUAAUGAUUUGGGAUCAUUUGUCUAUAAUCUUAAAUACAGAUGGCAAAUUUCUAACUUAAAAGUCUUAUAUUAUUUUGUAUUCUGAUGUUUUUGUAAAAAAUGUAUAUACAUGUGAAAAAUAUAUAUUUUUACAAAUUAAAAACCCAAAGCAAAAUAC
Carassius carassius (crucian carp) is the source of this 1453-nucleotide messenger RNA. RefSeq names its product homeobox protein DBX1-B-like. Gene Ontology annotation, biological process: cell differentiation in spinal cord; regulation of transcription by RNA polymerase II. Gene Ontology annotation, molecular function: DNA-binding transcription factor activity, RNA polymerase II-specific; DNA binding. The record is from RefSeq and is a predicted model, not a curated record. Bases 122 to 1081 code for a protein of 319 amino acids. The transcript has 4 exons. Lineage: Eukaryota; Metazoa; Chordata; Actinopteri; Cypriniformes; Cyprinidae.